Molecule: messenger RNA, 2013 nt
Organism: Juglans microcarpa x Juglans regia
Lineage: Eukaryota; Viridiplantae; Streptophyta; Magnoliopsida; Fagales; Juglandaceae
Exons: 8
Coding region: 168-1898 (576 amino acids)
Source: RefSeq, a predicted model, not a curated record
ACGGAAGAAGAAGAAGGGACCCAUGAGUCAGAUAUGGCGGAAAAAACAAUAAUAGUUCUACAUUUUUGUCUUUAUGUUGAUUGAUUUAGAUCAAACCUCCUUUGGAUUUGCAGAUAACGAGUUUCGGAUCACAUAGUUCAAUUGGUCUCAUAUUUGUAUGAUCUCGAAUGGCGGUUGCGGCCUUCAAAUCCUCCUCAAGAAGAGGGAACCUAACGACUACAACACACUCUGCCGGGAGAGAAAGCUCCGACAAAGAGAAUCCACCGAAGAAAGCCCCAAUACGAAGAUCGAGGAGCGUCAGUGCUUUUCCGAGGAGGACCAACGCCGAGAUUCCCUCCGCCUCCGACGAUUUCUUGAAUAAGAGAGAUAACCCUCUCUUCUGGAGCGGUGGUUCUGUCUCGCCGCUUGAAUCCCCAACUACGAAUACUAAUGCGAAUGCGGAUACAGGUGCUGUGAGCAAUGGCGGUGUGGAUAACAGGAGGGGGCGCUCCGUUGCGAGGACUGCAGGUGUUGGGAGUAACAAAGGUCCGGGAAGUGGGAAGGAGACCGCUCGGAGUCUGUCGAGGGUCUAUACGGGCCGCCGCGACCGGUCGGUGUCGAGGCAGCAUUUUGCGACUUCUGAGAGUGAAGCUGAGCACGACCGUGGUUUAUCAGAGGAUUUCAAGAUCCGGAGUGACUGGAAUGUAGUCUCUAGUAAUGCGACAAAAGGCGGCUUAGUAAGAAGUGGUUCUGAUAUUUGGUCUGGUCAGAGUGAAGCUGAGCCUUCGGACGGGUUCGCUACAACUUUGUCCUGUUGGCAAACUCCUACAAAUGAACAUGUGUCGGUGGUGAGUUCUUUAUCUGAAGCUGAAGAUAAAAUCAUUAAGCCAGUUUGUGAACAGAUGAAGUCAGUCCAAGGGGAUAAUGUGAAGUGUGAUUCUUCUGGUGGUGGCAUAUAUGAAACUGUUCGUGCUGAAGUGAGGCGUGCUAUCUCUGAAAUCCAAAAUGACCUUGAAAUUGCUAUCCGAAGGAAUAAUGCUACUGAUAUUGCAGCUACCAAUGUAGCUGAUAUCCCUCCUGACUUGGUAAACCCAGGUGCAGUUGAAUUGGUUCUGAAUUACAGAAGAGAAUAUGCCAAAAAGCUUGAGCAGUCCCUGGAACGGGCUAGAAAACUUCAAGCAGACUUGGCUGUUGAGGAGCACCGUGGACAUGAGCUGAGUAGAAUUCUGAAGGAAAUACUGCCUGAUCCUAAGACCCCUAGUGUGCAGAAGUCUCGUCCAGGAAGAAAAUCUAGCAUUGAAAGAAGAAAGAUGUCCAAACGUCUAGAAGAAGAAGCCAUGGCUUAUUUCGAUGAGUGCAUCUCACUGUCAACAUUUGACAGUUCUGACUUCUCAUCACCAGAGGACCCACCUCUUGAUCUUGCUACCCCGGUAGGUAACGGCGUAUCUCUACCCCAGGCAAGUUCAAGCGCUUCAACCACCAAUUUCACAGAGAUUUCUUUCAUCAAUACUAAACAGGAUUCAUACAUGCAAGGGCAGAUGAUGAAUGGCCAUGAUGUACCAGGACUAACAGCCAGCACCGGCAGUAAGGAGCCCAACUUUGAUCUAGCUAGUCCAAACAGUGCCAUUGCAGAAAGGAGUUGGAAAUUUCAGUUCUCCGUUGCUGGAAAGACAGCAGAAACUGUUGAGCUUCAACAGGACAUCCGAAAGUACAUCAGAAAUUUUAAGAAACAUGACUUUGACUCGGAGAUUGCAAGAUCAAACCGUUACGAUGCAGAUGAAUACAAUCUGCAGGCCUCAAAACAAAGCUUGUUGUGUGAUAAGGUCAAGUUAAAAAACAGAAUCGAGUCUGGUGGUUUGCUUUUGUGCGGGGGUGGUAUCACAAUUUCAUGUUGUUCUCCUUUCGCUUCUGUCACCUGAAUGCUGUGGUUAUGGGAAGUUGGGGUGUCGGCUUGAUCUACUUUUGUACAGCCUGGCCGGACAAUGUAUCUUACUUGAAACUUCUUUCAUGUUUAAUACAAGGAUUUCGAACCCA